Molecule: messenger RNA, 793 nt
Organism: Caenorhabditis elegans
Lineage: Eukaryota; Metazoa; Nematoda; Chromadorea; Rhabditida; Rhabditidae
Gene: hlh-26
Product: Helix-loop-helix protein 26
Exons: 3
Coding region: 21-653 (210 amino acids)
Cellular component (GO): nucleus
Molecular function (GO): protein dimerization activity
Source: RefSeq, marked reviewed
UUUCAGAUCCUUGACUCAUAAUGUCUUCCUCUCCAACUUCGUCAUCAUCUGGGUCCCCUUCUUCACAUGGACAUCGAUCUGAAACAGAAAAACAAAGAAGAGAUGAUACUAAUGAUCUGUUGAAUGAAUUCAAGAAAAUCGUUCAAAAAUCGGAAUCUGAAAAACUUUCAAAAGAAGAGGUUCUAUUUCGUAUUGUGAAAUUGUUAUCUGGUAUUCAACUUCAUCACGAAUCGUUUUCAACAUCGCCUGGACCAAUUAGAAGUAUUAAAAAGAUUAAAAGCGAUCGGGAACAAGUUCGCCGAAAUAAGAGAGUUGCCGCGUACAGAGAGCUCAGAAAAUUUAUUGCAUUGAAUAAUUUGAGUAGCUCAGAAGAAAUAGACAAAAUGGAGAAUUUGAAGGUUCUAGAAAUCAUCUUUGAAGUGAUUCGUGGAAAGUCGAUCACAUGUACAGUACCUUGCCUACCAUUUCCAAUACUUCCUUUUCUCCCAGUAUUCCCAGUUUAUUCGCCAUUAGUUUUCAAUUCAUACAAUCAAUUUUCACUUUAUCCUCCUCACAUGCCUACAGUUCAGAUUCCUAUUGUCCCAAGUUCCAGCUUCGAAAUUGACGCUCUGGAAAUAGAAGAAAAUGAGAAAGAUAUCGAUAUUGUUGGCUGAAGAGAUUCAGCUGAAAAUCGUAUUGGUCUCCAAUUUUUUUCAACAGUUUUCAACAUUAUUUAGACAUCUUUUGCAUCCCGAUUCAUUGAAAAUUAAUAAAUUUAAAAAAGUAACAUCAAGAUAAUAAAUUCAAGUUUAAC